UUUACUUACAGAAUGGUCUUAUUGUUGCCUGCUACCAAGGUUAUGUGGAUAUUGUAAUAGCCUUAGCACAAUGCCCUCACCUUGAUGUGAACUGGCAGGACAAUGAAGGAAACACGGCUCUAAUUACAGCUGCACAGGCAGGGCACAUAACCAUUACAAACUAUUUGUUGAACUAUUUUCCCGGGCUUGAUAUUGAGAAGAGGAAUGUGUUUGGAUACACAGCACUGAUGAAAUCUGCGAUGCAGGGCCGAACUGAAUGCGUGAAAGCCUUGAUGUUGGCAGGGGCAAAUGUUCAUGCGACUGACCCAAGUCGUGGACUGACUUCACGGGAAUGGGCUUGUUACACAGGAAGAUCAGAAUCUGCCUUCAUCAUGCGAAAGCUGAUGGACAAGCCAUGCCCGGAACAGUUUUGUGAAGAAUUUAAACCAGAAUGGCCAAAGAUGAAAGAACUUCUUGCCAAGGCUGCAGAGCCAAAAAGCUGUUUGCAGAGGAUUUCUGAGUGCAUGAGGGCAGCUGUCUCCUUCCGAUGUUUCUACGGCCCAGAAGAAGAUGGGGUCCUCGACCACAUGGUGAAGGUGACAACAAGUUUGAGCAGUCCUUUCAUUGCUCUGUCAUGCCGGACUGUGUGCCCAGGCAGCCCGCCUUCUGUGGGGAAACGCAGACUGGCUGUGCAAGAAAUCCUUAGGAAGCAGAGAGCUGAGGAGAUCCGAUCUCAGGACAAAGAUCACUUUAGCAGCUAUGAGAAGCUAUUUCAGAACUCCAGAGUGACAGUGAUCCCCAAGAAAAAGGACCGGCGAGCCAGCCUGCAGCCCAUCAGCCUGACAGUCUCCCAGGUGAACCCCGUAACCACAAGGAAAGCAAGCCUCCUGCCCCUCCACCUGCUUAGGCGGAGCAGUGUCAGGCCGGGAUUUGUCAUCCCCAAAGUCCGGAUCACCAAGGCUCCUCCACCCACCUUCCAGCCAGAAAAGGUGAGAAGGAGGAGCAGUGCAAAGGAUGAUCCCUAUUUGCAGAUUCCUAAAUGGAGAUACAAGGAGCUAAAAGAGGAGCGGAAGAAGGCAGAGGAACAGGAGAAGAAAAGAGCAGAAGAGGCUCAAAAGCAGAGGCAGGUGUCUCCUGCCAGAUGCAGGACCUGAUUUAAAGGCAGUUGCUUAGAAGGUUUAAGAGCCAUUAGUCCUGCUAUCUGAGCAAGAUAACAGGCUGAAUGCCUUUGUGCAUGCCACUGCUCACAGAGCUGAAAUACUGAAUAAUGGCCUUUAAGGUGCAGAAACAGGGCAAGGGCUAUGCCACAGUGUGUCUCAUGGUGGAGCAGGAAGGUAUUUUGAGGUGGAAGACAUACUAAGCUUAUCUGUCUGCUGUUGAUAGGAAGUUUUAAGUGGUGCAGUCCUUUUGUGGUUUCCUCUGUUUUCCAGUUCCAGGUGAAUGACUGAGAAACAGCUUGAAAAACAACAUGUGUGUGAAAGGAUCAUAUUUUGUGUUUGUUCAUUUUGUCAUGGACAAAAUUAAGGAGUCGUGCUUUUGACACUAGACAUUCCUCCCUCUCCUUGCUUAAGUAGAUGUAUUGCAAGGUUUUAUAGUAAGAAUGGCAAGUUUAAAAUAUACCACAGUGUUGGUAAUCAGUGAAAAUCCAGGUCUAUGAUCGUUUUGAAUAUACUAAGCACUUUAAUUCCAGUAAUCAAAGUUUAAGACAGGAUAGGUAUUAAACUGUACAGCUCUAUACAGUCUGUAUGGAUGCAGUUUUUAAUGCUAUUGUUUGUUCUGCUGAAUAGAAAAAAGGGCCGUGUAUGAAAUGUUUCUGUAGUUGAGGUAUUCAUAUCCUCUGCAACCAAAAAACCCCAUACACCAUGAUUUCUUUGAAGCAACAGAGAAGCUGAGGUAAUUUUUGAAUGCCACUGUCAUCUAAGAUUUGCCUCCCCCAUUAAGUUUCUCUGUAUUCUCUAUCUGUUGUCUCCUCUUUAGUCUCAGGGAAUUUUUUUGUCAUUGCAUUUAACUGUGAAAUAAGGGAGAUGGUGAGCCACAGGUGGGCUUUUUUUAGGUUGAUAUUUAAGUUCCUCUUAAAAAAAUCCACCAGGUUUAUUGUGAGCCUCUCCAUAUUAUAGCCAGGCCAGGAAAAUUACGCAGCUUCCAGAAACUGAAGCAGUUUUUCCAGGUUUUACGUCCAGUCGUAUGCUAUGAACAUCCAGUCAGAGAUGCAAUACCAGGCAGCUUGACCACUAACAUUUGGAAACCAUGGCCAGAUGUCAUUGUAAGGUUUGAUAGCACACCCCUGGGUGCCUGGAGAGGGCUAUACCUCACCCCUCUGUCUCAACACUGGGGAAACCUUCCCUAGUAUAGGAGUGCAUCUCAGAGUGGCAGUUCCCACAGGUUGCUGCAGGUUAAGGUUAAGGCCUUAUUUGGUUUUACCAGCAGUCAGUCUGAAUGGCAUGCCAAACCCUGGCUGUAAACCUGCUGCUUGCUGAAGAAAGACCACAUUCAUGAAAGCAGAGGUCAAACACAAACAGCAGGUCAUCCAGCACAUGCUCAGGCUAUGUUUUUGCUCAGGUUUUGCUCCCGUUUUCAAAAUGAAAUGUGCUGUGGUGUGUCCUCCUGAUGGUGUUGCUCUGCUGGAGCCUGGGCAGACCUCAGCUGCUGCUGUCACCAGCUUCUCCCUUCAAUUAAAGAGAGGGAAAACUUUUCCGUCCUUUACUCCCACAGCACAAAGGCUGGCUGCAGUCUCACUGAACUUGUCAUGAAACUGUGCACGUCACAGGAGAAAUAAAUUCAGUUGAUGAUUGAAAACUAGUGCCCAGAUUGGUAUUGCUAGCUAGAGUCUGCGGGGUCAGGGCUUGACAGAGGUUAUGGCAGACGUGUGAAACAAGGAUUUUUCCACACAGCCUGUUCUUUGUAUCUCUUGGUGGAGGAGCUGUGCUGGCUGGACUGCACUGCCAGGUUAGAGUUGGAGGAAUACACACCCUGCUAAUAAACCUCCCCAGCUCUGGGAAUAUAAAGAGGAUUUUAGUCUGCAGGUACAUCAGUGCUGUGCAAGGCACGGGCACUAAUUUUGUAAUGGCUUUGGUGUGACCAGAAUAUAAGCUGAAUUUAUUUCUUGGAGAGUAGGAAGACAAUCUUUUAGCUGUCUGUGGCAAAGACAUCAGGAUGGAUUUUUGAAUUGGUACUCUGAAUUGAAUGGUUUAACUAUUAAUUUUUGUUUAAUGCCAACCCAGCGUACUGAAGAUUUAGCAUUCAGAUUCAGUAUCUGAAAAGCAACCUGUGCUGCAGGUGAACACUUGAAUUCUCACUCUUGGCAUCACUUGCAGGAGACAUGCAAUUGACAGGUGCUCUCAGGGAUUAACAUACAGGAUGUUAUAACUAGGGGCUGAAAAUGAAGCCUGUUUUCUAACCCUUUGUACUUUACUGUGUAUAUGUGUAUAAACGUGGUAUUUCCAUUAAAAGAGGCACAAGCUGUUAAACUUA
Athene cunicularia (burrowing owl) is the source of this 3450-nucleotide messenger RNA. RefSeq names its product ankyrin repeat domain 33B (gene ANKRD33B). NCBI's taxonomy places the organism in Eukaryota, Metazoa, Chordata, Aves, Strigiformes, Strigidae. The transcript is spliced from 3 exons. The record is from RefSeq and is a predicted model, not a curated record. The coding region runs from base 228 to 1133 and encodes 301 amino acids.